Ostrinia furnacalis (Asian corn borer) is the source of this 2984-nucleotide messenger RNA. It is a transcript of the gene Csp, whose product is annotated as Cysteine string protein. Gene Ontology annotation, biological process: regulation of neuromuscular synaptic transmission. The coding region runs from base 325 to 942 and encodes 205 amino acids. Gene Ontology annotation, cellular component: type Is terminal bouton. NCBI's taxonomy places the organism in Eukaryota, Metazoa, Arthropoda, Insecta, Lepidoptera, Crambidae. The transcript is spliced from 2 exons. The record is from RefSeq and is a predicted model, not a curated record.
AUGACAUUUGUCAAAAAACUAACUGCGCGGAAGGAAUUUAUUUUCUACCUCUAUAAUUUUACACUGGAUUUUAUUACACUUCAGCAAUAAUUUUAAAUUUCUAAAAUUUAACUAAAUUCGCAAUCUAAAAAUCUCAUAUAAUACGUUAUGACUAAUUAGACAUGUUUAAAAACAAUUCACCUUCCCCGAUUGCAUGAAAUGGAACGCAUGUAAUAUUGCAAAUGUCGUCCUGUCAGAAAUAAUAAUUCCUCAAUCUGGCGCAGUUUUUGCUGCAUUUUAUUUGAUAAUCGUGAUUGUUUUAACUUUCUUCCUCAAAUUAAAAAGAUGGAUAAAAGGAAACUGUCUACGGCCGGAGACAGCUUGUACCAGAUACUCCAGGUUCCCAAAACAGCGACACAAGACGACGUUAAAAAAAGCUAUAGGAAAUUAGCGCUAAAGUAUCAUCCUGAUAAAAAUCCCAACAACCCGGAAGCUGCGGACAAAUUCAAAGAAGUAAAUCGUGCCCACACUAUACUAAGCGAUGCCACAAAGAGGAAUAUCUACGACAAUUACGGGUCACUCGGAUUAUACAUCGCUGAACAAUUCGGAGAAGAAAACGUCAACGCCUAUUUCGUCGUGACAAGUACUUGGUGUAAAGCGCUUUUCGUCGUAUGUGGCAUUCUGACCGGGUGCUACUUCUGUUGCUGCCUGUGCUGCUGUUGCAACUGCUGCUGCGGCAAGUGCAAGCCCCGUCCGCCUGAGGAGUCCGGGGACUACCACACUUUGGAGCGGGAUGACUCGGACGGCGUGCAGGCCGUGACAGUGCAGCCGGGCGGCGAGGGCCGGCCCAAGGGGGAGCAGGCGCCGCCGAUCGCCAUGCCGAUGCCGCCGCCGGCGUACGCGCCCAGCGCCUCCGAGAACACAGGCCUCAACACAGGAAGCAGUAUACCAAAAUACACAUGAAGUUUUCACAGCUAGUCUAACGUUAUUUGUAAGAGAAAUGAGGAUCAGACUUCGUAUUGCCUUCACCAUGCACAUUGAUAUGCAGUGUAAGCCUAAAUUAAGUUUUUUAUACUAUUAUUCUCAACUUGAAAGUAUUUUUUUAUAUUGUUUAUGUUUAGUAAUUACUGUGGCCGUAUGUGUUUGUCACAACAAAAUAUACAUAACUUUUAAUUGAUUCUUUUAUUUAUAUUGUCAAUUACUUUUCUUUAUGAAUUAUUAUAGUUUCUUCUUUUGAAUAUGUGAUUGAUAAUGUUACAAAGAGAUAACUUACAACCCACUAGACUUUUAAAAACUUAGCCAAACUUACUAUGUUAAUAUAUUUUAUUUCCAUUAUUUGUUAUACCAUAAAAGGUCACGGUUCAUUUUAGGAUCAAUUAAAUCAAUUCAAAGGUCCAACUGCUUUACAAAAUUAGCACUUUUGAAUAAAUUAAGUAUGUCAACAUUUUUAAAACAUAAGAUUUUACUCGUAGAUUUUAGUGUAUCAGUGUUGCGAGUCAUUUCGAUUCUAUUCCGAUUUCUUUUGCUUAAAAUUCAGCUUCACAUAAGAAGCCAUUUUUUACCUUGAUUCCGUUCUCGAGCGAAAUUAGUAUGUAUUAAAUAUAUAUAGCCUUUAAUUAUUAGUAUUAUUUAUGAGAGGAAAGCAAGUAUGAUUGAUUACAUGAAAGCAUGUUACAUUUUAAGUUGGAAAAUUUUAUAACACUAGUUUUUACUAGCAUUCCGUUAUUUCACUAACAUUAAGAGGUGACAGGUUAAUUUAGUUCGACCCUAGAAAAUGGAAUUCAAAACCAACUGUCAAAGUAAUAUUAUUAAAAGGUUCAAUUUCGUUUUCGCUUUUAUAGCGAACUCGAAAAAACUUAGCGAAGCGAUAAGGAAUUUGAUGAAUGAAUUUUGGGCAGCUCCCGCUCAUUUUAAUGAAAAAUCUAGGUUUCAUUUAAACUUAUACAUAAAUUACUUUAGUACCUAUCUAUCAUCAAUUUUCAAUCACUGAUACCAUCCUUCAUUUUCACCGAGUAUUCGAUCCUCAAGUACCUAAUACAAAACUAUGCGAACCCGAGUCCCAACACAGUAAAUACUAACUACUACUAAAUACCGCAGUAGUUAGGUAGGUAUUAAUGUAAAUUGUUACUCAGAUUCUGCAAGAUCCCGGUUUCGAUUCCCGGUUCAUUUUAAUCACGUCUGGGUGUUCUAGGUGGCGCCAGUCUAUCUACUUACUUAAAUUGUUAUUUACUACUCAGUAUAACUUUUGUAUGAAACUAUUUUUUUAUAAUCCACGCAUACAUGACUAACUAAAUCCGCUUCGAACGGAUGAGUACCGACACGUUAUCAUAAUUAUCAAAAUACGUGUUAUCAGAAUGUGCCCGGCCCAGCAAUCUAAUCGGUACAUGGAGUGAACACCAUAAAUAUGCUAAUUGAUAGUCACAAAAUAAAUUAUAGUGCUUUAGAAUAAAAUGUAAUACGCUACCAUAACACAUGAAAUAUCUAAUUUUCUUUGUUUUUACCCGACCCGGCUUUGAUCUACGAGUACUAUUUACUGAAAAAAAUUCUGGCGGCUGUACAUAUGUAGAUAGAAAAUAUUAGCAGCUCUCGUAUCGUCUUUUUCAUAAUAAAUCAUUAAAUUACUCGUGGUUAAUGUUAUUUAUUUAUUCUUUUGGGUGUGUGGUAAAUAUGUAAUCGGAGUUUCCUUCCUUACAGAAGUAGACGAUCAACUUACUUAAGUUAAGUAAACACUUAAUUUAGGAGAGAAGCCACUGUUGGAUUUUAACCUCCUUUCCAUUGAACCAUCAAAUCAGCCUAGUAACUCGGGCAUACUAUGUAGGUACAUAUUUUAAGUCCUUAGACAGUCCGCAAUUUGGUAUCGGUAGAUCGGUGGUGAAUUUGUAGCAUUUGUUCUUUAAAAAAAUCUAGAGUUUUACAAAGCUCAUGAGUGUAUUUUAUGAAAUUAGAACUAGUAUUAUAUGAUACUAGAUAUUCCUUAAUGUAAAUUAUGCAUAAAUGAGUUUAUC